Eleginops maclovinus (Patagonian blennie) is the source of this 2849-nucleotide messenger RNA. It is a transcript of the gene wipi1, whose product is annotated as WD repeat domain, phosphoinositide interacting 1. Gene Ontology annotation, biological process: protein lipidation; protein localization to phagophore assembly site; autophagy of mitochondrion. The coding region runs from base 270 to 1640 and encodes 456 amino acids. Gene Ontology annotation, molecular function: phosphatidylinositol-3,5-bisphosphate binding; phosphatidylinositol-3-phosphate binding; protein binding. The record is from RefSeq and is a predicted model, not a curated record. Gene Ontology annotation, cellular component: extrinsic component of membrane; phagophore assembly site membrane; cytosol. The transcript is spliced from 12 exons. Lineage: Eukaryota; Metazoa; Chordata; Actinopteri; Perciformes; Eleginopidae.
CAGCUGUUCUUGUUUUGCUGCUGUUUUCCCGUUCUUUUCCUCAAGGGUCUGGAUAACCGACCUCCACAAAUACCCAGUGAAAUCCACCUCUAUUUAUUCUGUAGCGGAGAAAACCAGCUCCUCUGCUCCGGCCGCUCACCGACCUUCCAGCGGGUCGUAAUUUCUCCCACAUUGGAGCCGUCAUCCGCCGACAUCGAGCGAAGAGGUGCAGCCGAUCCCAGGCCUCCAAUCCAGGGCGGAGGGGGGGAAGGAGGUCGCUGGGAAUCGGGAUGGAGAGCGGAGAGGCAGCGGGGCCCGGCGGGCCGGACGGACCGGGGUCGCAGUUCUGCUGCGCCUCGUUCAACCAGGACUCCACGUCACUGGCUUUGGGAACAAAGGCCGGCUACAAGCUGUUCUCUAUGACUACGUUGGAAAAACUGGACUGUAUCCAUGAGAGUGCAGAGACUCCAGAUGUGUACAUCGUGGAGCGCCUCUUCUCCAGCAGUCUGGUGGUUGUAGUGAGCACCUCCAUGCCGCAGCGCAUGAACAUCUACCACUUCAAGAAAGGGACGGAGAUCUGCAACUACAGCUACCCCAACACCAUCCUGGCUGUCAAGCUCAACAGACAGAGGCUCGUGGUGUGCCUGGAAGAGUCUGUUUAUAUCCACAACAUCAAAGACAUGAAGCUGCUCAAGACUCUGCUCAACACUCCGUCCAACCCCUCAGGUCUCUGUGCUCUCUCUACCAACCAUUCCAACUCCUACCUGGCGUACCCUGGCAGUGCCACCACUGGGGAGAUCAUCGUGUAUGAUUCCAACAAUUUGAACACAGUGACCAUGAUCCCAGCUCAUGACAGUCCUCUGGCAGCUCUCACCUUUGACACCUCGGCCACCAAGCUCGCCAGCGCCUCAGAGAAGGGAACCGUCAUCCGAGUGUUCUCCAUUCCUGAGGGCCUGCGUCUGUUUGAGUUCCGCCGGGGAAUGAAGAGGUACGUCAAUAUUAGCUCCUUAUCCUUCAGUCCAGACGGUCAGUUCCUCUGUGCAUCCAGCAACACAGAGACGGUGCAUAUCUUCAAAAUGGACCAACUAGGACCAAGUGGAGGGGACGAGGCUGCCACCUGGACAGCCUACGUGGGGAAGAUGUUCUCAGCAGCCAGCAGCUACCUCCCUACUCAUGUCUCAGGCAUAAUGAGCCAGGAUCGGGCCUUUGCCACCGUCCACCUUCUGACAUCCGUCCAGAGGAACGUCUGCACCAUGGCUAUGAUCCAGAAGCUUCCACGGCUACUGGUGGCCACAGCUGAUGGUCAGCUCUUCAUCUACAACGUGGAUCCACUGGAUGGAGGCGAGUGCAUGUUAGCCCACAAACACAGGCUCUUUGGUAUUGAUGAUGACGAGGGUGAAGGAGAAGAGUCAGAGGGGUCAGAUGUCACAGGGCCAGCUCAGGCUUGUCCAUCCUACGCUGCGACCGCUGCCUUGCCAGUCUCUGGUCCCAUCACUGCUACCCUCACUGGCUACUCUGAGGAUGGCGGGGCAAAGAAAGGCGAAGUCAUUCCAGAACACGAGUUUGCGGCUGGACCUGUGUGUCUGGACGAUGAGAACGAGUUUCCUCCUAUUAAUUGGUGCCGAGACGGGACUGGAGGAGGCCCGACCAGGCGCUCGUGAAUGAAUAGAAGGACAGAUGGACAGACACAGGCACUGGUGCGAUGAACAUAAAAAAGAAGUAUUUCAGGGUGCCAAUUUUUUAUCCACUUGAGAGAAAGUACUAUGGAUUGACAUUGGCUAACCGGAUGACGUGGGAAACCAAACACUGACCAGGUUCAGGUGCUCAUGUUACGUAAUGAUUGAGCUAAAGAUACACUUCUGAUUUAGUCACAGCACCUUUAGUAACUCUAAACUUCCUUCAGCCUCCGUUUGAGUUUCAUCUGUAACUUGAAACUAUAAUCAGGGAGUUUGUGUUUAGGGAGUGUUUCCUGGAAGUAUGCGGUGCGUGCUGGAGCAGAAAUAUAACCACAACUUUCAUAGCUUUUUUACUUGACAAAUAUUUUUAGUAAGUUGCAUUACUGUAGCAAUUUUCUCAUUAACAAUAUUUUUGUUCACUUCCAUGAUAAUGAAUUGUUCUUAAUUUUUCUUCUGUAUGGUAUUUGACUGCAUUGACAUGUAGUAGAUGUUUCAGUGUAUGCCUCCUGGUACAUUUCAGAAGGUGUGUAUGUACUGUAAAAUUGUUUGUGCCUAUUAUCAUUUGGAGAAGAGCAAAUUACUUUGCGAAUUGCACAAGACCAAAACAAGUGAAAUAAAAAAUAAACAGUGAAGAAAAAAAUGAACCUAUGCAAAGCAAAUAAUUUGUCUUGUUUUUUGUUGUUUUAUGCAUUUGAUUUUUAAAUCAUUUAAAUCUCUGUUAAAUGUUGCAACUGCUCCAGAGUGUGUUGAAGGCCACGAUGUAAUGAAGCCAAUAGCUAUGUUAGUCUGUACAGUCAAAAACAAAGUAUUUGCAAACCAAAAAAACUCACACAAAGUCUAUGAGCAGCCCUUCAUGUUUUGUGUCAUAUCCCAAUGGCUCCAAGUCACAGCAAUAUAACAUCGCUCCCAUGUGAGGCUGAACUCCAGGACCUUCAGAUUAUACCCAUCCCUUCGACUGAACAAAUGGUGGUAUAGUAGUAAUGUUUGGACUGUUAUACUGAGCUAAACAAAAGAAAGGAACUGCAUUCUGCUAUUGUAUUCACAGUGAACACUAACUGCACAUUCCAGAAUUGUGGGAGAAGCCAGAGAGGCUCAAGAGAGGGACAGUCUGUGGAUCACCUAUUUCAGGGACUUCAAUUGAGUAUGUGUAUUUCUUAUCACAAGUGGAAAUAAAUCAGCUUUAUGAUAACCUUA